Lycium barbarum (goji berry) is the source of this 1526-nucleotide messenger RNA. Its product is annotated as monooxygenase 2-like. Bases 76 to 1335 code for a protein of 419 amino acids. The transcript has 6 exons. NCBI's taxonomy places the organism in Eukaryota, Viridiplantae, Streptophyta, Magnoliopsida, Solanales, Solanaceae. Gene Ontology annotation, molecular function: FAD binding. The record is from RefSeq and is a predicted model, not a curated record.
UCUAAUAAUCUAUCUCAGUUGGAGAAGUAUUGAAAUAGAGAAGGAAUAAUUCACUAGCUAGCCAAAAGAAGCAUUAUGCAGCCACAAAAGGAGAAUAUGGAGAUAAAUGAGGACAUUGUCAUAGUUGGUGCUGGAAUUGCUGGACUUGCCACUUCUGUGGCACUUCACAGGUUGGGAGUGCGUAGCAUAGUUUUGGAAUCAUCAGAAUCUCUACGAACAUCUGGAUUUGCACUUGCUUUAUGGACCAAUGCGUGGAGGGCACUUGAUGCUCUUGGUGUUGGAGACUCUCUUAGACAACUUUCUCUCCACUUUACUCGGUUCCAAGCAUUUUCAGCAGAUUCAGGCCUGCCUAUUGCAGAGAUUUCCCUCGAGGCAAAUAACAAACCAAUUGAUUACGACAGCCGUUGUAUAAAAAGGCAACAGAUAGUGGAGACUUUAGAGAAAGAACUGCCUCCUGGAACUAUCAAGUAUUCUUCUCGUGUUAUUUCCAUUGAACAAUCUGGAGUAUUCAAAUUGGUGCAUCUCGCCGACAAAACUGUUCUUCGAACCAAGGUGUUAAUAGGAUGUGAUGGUGUCAACUCAGUGGUGGCUAAGUGUAUGGGUCUUCAAAAACCAGUUGAUGCAAAUCGUUCAGCAAUUAGAGGAUAUGUUGAGUAUCCAAAGGCUCAUGGUUUUGAGCCCAAAUUCUGUGCUUAUUUUGGUGGUGGAGUUCGUAUUGGCUUUCUUCCUUGUGAUGACAAGAGCUUGUACUGGUUUUGCACUUUUACUCCCUCCGAUUACGAUGAAAAGAUAGAAGGAAGUCCAACAAAAAUGAAACAAUUCGUGCUAAGUCUGGCCAGCAACGUGUCAAAAGAAGCAUACGAUAUCCUAGCGAGAACUUCACUAGAUAGCCUAUAUUGUGCAAAGCUAAAAUUAAGGUCACCAUGGGACAUUUUAAAAAGAGACAGUAUUGUCAAAAAUAACAUUUGUCUAGUUGGUGAUGCACUUCAUCCAAUGACACCUGAUAUUGGUCAAGGUGGAUGUUCAGCAUUAGAAGAUAGUGUUGUUCUUGCAAGGUGCAUUUCAGAGGCUAUUUUUGCAAGAAAAUUAAUUAAAGUGGAGAAAUUAGAAGAGGGUGAUGAAUUGUACAAAAGAAUUAAAGUUGGUUUGGAGAAGUAUGCAAAAGAGAGAAAAUGGAGGAUUUUUAGCCUUAUUAGUACUUCAUAUUUGGUUGGUUUAGCACAAGAGAGUAAUGGGAUGGUGAUUAGCUACUUGAGGGAGAAAUUCUUGGCUCAAUUCACUAUUAAGACUAUGCUGAGAAUGGGUGAUUUUGACUGUGGGAAACUAUUGAAAUAAUCUUGUUGAAGUGAAGAUGUUAUGAUGCUCUAUUUGUUGAUUUAUGAUCAAUGAAAAAUAGAGUCACCUAGAAAAAUAUCCAAAAUUUGUUGUAAGAACUUAUCAAGCUUGUAUGGAAGUCCUGCUAUUUGGUUAGCACUUAGCAAGUAUAUUAGCAUUGAAUUAAGGUUGCAAAUGUUGUCACUUUAUCA